Molecule: messenger RNA, 2458 nt
Organism: Leucoraja erinaceus (little skate)
Lineage: Eukaryota; Metazoa; Chordata; Chondrichthyes; Rajiformes; Rajidae
Product: signal peptide peptidase-like 2A
Exons: 16
Coding region: 92-1681 (529 amino acids)
Biological process (GO): membrane protein proteolysis
Cellular component (GO): cytoplasmic side of endoplasmic reticulum membrane; lumenal side of endoplasmic reticulum membrane; Golgi-associated vesicle membrane
Molecular function (GO): aspartic endopeptidase activity, intramembrane cleaving
Source: RefSeq, a predicted model, not a curated record
CGUGAUGACGACACAACUGCUGUAAACAGGAAGCAUCGCUGCUCACGCGCCGCAGUGCGCAUGCGCGCUGGGACGGUGUUGACUGUGGACCAUGGCGACUGUUCGGGACUGGCCGGUGGCCGCGAGUUUGCUGCUUCUGCUCGGCGUGUUCCAGGCCGAGGCCCAGGAGGGCAUCCUCCGCGCGUCCAGCAAUGAGACCUCUCCCAAAAUCCGGGAGUACUGCAUCAUUUUCAACGAGCAGUGGAUGCCGCUUCCCAGUACUCUGACCAACGCCACUAAUUACCAAUUACAAGACCUGACCAGCACUGAACUCUGCAAUUCAUCAGAUGUGCCUGCUGAGGGUAUAAAGGACAAGCUUGUGGUUGUGAUGAGAGGGAACUGUACAUUCAUUGAAAAAGCACGGAUUGCUGUGGGGAACCAUGCCAAAGCUCUGUUGAUUGCCUCUACAAGUGGUCUAAUUCCUCCUAAGGGUAAUACAUCUGAAUACGAGCAGCUACAAAUUCCAGUGGCCUUAAUCAGCUUUGCUGAUAUACUAUCCAUGAAAAAGGUGCUGGGGAAUCAAAUUUCAGCCACACUCUACUCUCCUCCCAUGCCCUCUAUGGACUACAGCAUCCUGAUUGUCUUCUUUAUUGCUGUUGGGACUGUUGCCCUUGGAAGUUACUGGAGUGGGAUAGAAGAACCGGAAAGUGAAAGUUUAUCACCUGAAUCAAGAUCAAAGACCCGUAGAGGGAGUAAGAAUGAGGACACGGCGAACAUCUUGACUCCAGUCACCGUCCUAUUUUUUGUCAUCAUUGUUAUUGUGAUGAUUGUGCUGUUGUACUUCUUCUACAAGUGGUUAGUGUACGUGGUCAUUGCCAUCUUCAGCGUAGCUUCAGCAAUCAGUCUCUACAAUUGUUUGUCGGCACUAGUGAGGAGAAUCCCAUAUUGCAAAUGCAGCUUCAUUUGCAGUAGCAGAAGGAUUGAAGUUCGUUUGGUGAUGCUCGCAUUGUUCUGUAUAACAUUGGCUGCGGUGUGGGUUGUGUUUCGAAAUAAUGACAGAUGGAUUUGGAUUCUACACGACUGUCUUGGAGUUGCUUUUUGCCUUAACUUCUUGAAGACCUUGAAGAUGCCUCACUAUAAGUCCUGUGUCAUCCUGCUGGUUCUCCUCCUCAUCUAUGAUGUCUUCUUUGUUUUCAUCACGCCACUCUUCACGCCGAAUCACGAGAGCAUUAUGGUUGAGGUCGCAACAGGAUCUGGAUCUGGCAGCAGUGAAAAGUUGCCUGUAGUUAUCAGAGUGCCAAGAUUGGUGCCGUCUGUUGCAACCUUGUGUGGAAUUCCAUUUUCUGUCCUGGGGUUUGGUGAUAUUAUUGUACCAGGAUUAUUGGUUGCUUAUUGUCGAAGAUUCGAUGUGGAGACUAACGGCUACAACAUCUACUUCAUUCUGUGUACAAUAGCAUAUGCAGUGGGCAUGAUGUUGACAUUUGUUGUUCUGAUCGUUAUGAAGAUGGCACAGCCUGCUCUACUCUACCUCGUACCAUGUACUCUCAUCACUUGCACUAUAACGGCCAUCACGAGGAAGGAAUUAAGAAUAUUUUGGACGGGAAGUGUUUAUGAGGUUUUACAAGGCUUCAAUCGCACUAGUACUCAGACUGACAAAUUUCCUCGAGCUCAGCAGUUGCUUUAUGAUGAUGACCCCAGUUGAUGCAGCAAGUGAAGAAACUACUGCUGCUCUCAUUGAGCCAGUGUCUGAAAAUCCCUCCGAGAUAUAAUUUGCUGCUUUACUGCAACUCAUUUUCUACAUGUACUUUGUUACCAAAUAAUUAGGAAACUGGGGGUAACCCAGAAUUUGUGAUUACCUGAAAAAACUAAUGUCUCUUGCCUUUAAGCACAAAUUUCUACAUUGAAAUAUUUUUGUAAUGACAUUUUUUUCUGAAUCUGAGAAUCUAUUAUUAUGUACUUUCACUACUUCAGAAGCUGUUGGAUGUAAAUAUCAUAGAUAAAUAUGUAAUUACAUUCAAACUUUGGUUAAUCUGGUCAAACCUUUCUGGUUGCUCUUGGAUGGACAUGCUUAGCUUUGAAUGACGGUUACUGUUCUCUAGAACGUCAAGAACACGUGCAAAUCAGAAAUGUUUGAACAAAACCAAAUCUUUAAAAAUGAACUCCAGUGUUGUUUUCAGUCAUUUAUUCAACUGUGCUUGUGCAUCCAUCAAAUUAUGCCAAAUAGGGUUCUGUUUCUAUUCCAAUUUAACACUAACCAGACAGGUUUGAUCAUGUGAAGGCCAUUUGAAUAUCUUUGUACAUAGGAAGUGAAGAUUAACCUGCACUGCUGUGUGAUACGAUUCGCAUCUAACUUUGAUUAUGGAAAUACAUUCUGUGAAACAGGGUGUGCUAAUGUUUGAAGAUUAAUUGAAAUAUUUGUUAUGAUUUAAAUAAGGGGAUGUAACUGCAGAAUUAUUUUAUUAAAUACAUUUGGAAAUUC